This is a messenger RNA of Scheffersomyces amazonensis, 1113 nucleotides long. RefSeq names its product ubiquitin-specific protease. The record is from RefSeq and is a predicted model, not a curated record. Lineage: Eukaryota; Fungi; Ascomycota; Pichiomycetes; Serinales; Debaryomycetaceae. Gene Ontology annotation, biological process: endoplasmic reticulum unfolded protein response; protein deubiquitination. Gene Ontology annotation, cellular component: cytosol; nucleus. The transcript has a single exon. Gene Ontology annotation, molecular function: cysteine-type deubiquitinase activity. Bases 55 to 1038 code for a protein of 327 amino acids.
CGAGAUUCAGAUUUAAAGGUUAGUAAUAUAACCAUCUUACUAAGGGGUAUACAAAUGAGAUUAAGACUCAAAACUAAAAGAGGGGUUAAGACUAUAUCACCUCAUGAAAGUCAACCAUUUGGAGACUUCAUCGCUGACAUAAACAAUAUUACAGAAUUAAGAGAGUCAGAUUUAUCACGAGUAGUUGCAAUUAAACAUGGAUUCCCACCUGUAAACAUAAACAUAGACUCUGUUGAAGAUGAAACUAUUGCAAGUAAAGGUAUAAGGGAUGGAGAUCAGCUUAUAGUGGAAUAUGAUGAAGUUCCAUCAUCGGAUUUGUCUAAUGCUCCACCAUCAAAGAGUAAUAAAGAUGAUAUUCCUUCUGUUUAUAUUCCACAAUUAAACAAAUAUUUAAUUCUAAGAAAUAUUCCUGAUGAUAAUUCAUGUUUAUUUAAUUCGCUUUCAUCUGCUCUUAAUGGGCAUAAUGCAUUUCAAACAGUUAGUCCUCCAUCGGAUCUUCGAUCUAUCGUAGUAUCAUAUAUUCGUAAAGAUCCUGAGUUAUACAAUGAAUUAGUCUUAGGUCGAGAACCCAAUGCCUAUUGUGAUUGGAUCACUAAGAAGGAUUCAUGGGGAGGAGCUAUUGAAUUAGGCAUUUUAGCUGAUUGGUUUAAUAUUCGGAUAGAUUGCUUGGAUAUUGAGCUGGGACAUUUUAUUCAAUUUAAGAAUGAAGAUAAGGACCAUCCACCACAAAGAUUUGUUAUACUAAUAUAUAGUGGAAUUCAUUAUGAUUUAUUUGUAUUGAAUGAUAAGUUAAGUAAAUCAGAUAGUGAUAAAGAUCAUGAUGAAUCAAUAUGGGAGAUCGGUUCACCAGAAGAAUCUAUUAUUUUAGACAGUAGCUUAAAAUUAUGUAAGUUGUUACAGGAGAAUGAUUAUUCUACUAAUACUACAACGUUCCGAGUUAGAUGUUUAGAAUGUUACAAAGUAUUGGUAGGAGAGAUGGGGGCCAGUAGGCAUGCAGAAGAGAGUGGACAUUUCAAGUUUGGAGAAGUUAAAGAGUAGUUAAAUAGAAUAGAAUAGCAUUAGUAUAUGAAUAUGUAGUAUUAAAAUCAGAAUAUAUAUUAUUAGUAUCAUUAA